GAUCGGCUACUUCCGGUUGGAGACGUGGCUUAGCGGCGGUUCUGCCAUAUUGAGCCGCAGACAGGCUGACUGCUGCACACAAACACCUGUUUUAUUUGUCACGACGCGUAUUUUAACUACACAAUACGAUUGCUGCUGAAAGCGUAACGGCGUUGAAGAUUACAGACACUAAACAUGGUGCUGUUGGCCGCAGCAGUGUGCACCAAGGCUGGAAAAGCUCUGGUGUCACGGCAGUUUGUUGAGAUGACACGGACGCGCGUGGAGGGCCUGCUGGCCGCCUUCCCCAAGCUGAUGAACACAGGCAAGCAGCACACGUUUGUAGAGACGGAGAGCGUGCGCUAUGUCUACCAGCCUCUGGAGAAGUUGUAUAUGGUGCUGGUCACCACCAAGAAUAGCAACAUCCUGGAGGACCUGGAGACCCUCCGCCUUUUCUCACGCGUGAUUCCAGAGUACUGCCGCGUGCUGGAGGAAAGCGAGAUCUCGGAGCACUGCUUCGACCUCAUCUUCGCCUUCGACGAGAUCGUCGCCCUUGGUUACAGGGAGAACGUCAAUCUGGCACAGAUUAGGACCUUUACUGAGAUGGACUCGCACGAGGAGAAAGUGUUCCGCGCUGUUCGAGAGACCCAGGAGCGAGAGGCAAAGGCUGAAAUGAGGCGAAAAGCAAAGGAGCUGCAGCAGGCGCGACGGGACGCUGAACGCGGGAAGAAAUCUCCAGGUUUUGGUGGCUUCGGCAGCAGCAGUAGCAGCAGCAGCACAGCCAUUAUCACAGACACACUGGUUGAGCCGGAGAAACCCAAACCCGCUCCAACACCCACCAGGCCUAGUGGUCCCAGCAGAGCCCUCAAACUGGGAGCCAGGGGCAAAGAGGUGGACGACUUUGUGGAUAAACUGAAGUCGGAGGGUGAGAACGUUAUCCUGUCUGGCACUGGCAAGAAACCCUCUGAGGUCUCCAAAUCUCUGCCUGCUCCAGCUAACACAGAGAGUGUGCACCUGCGGAUAGAGGAAAAGAUCACGCUCACGUGCGGCCGUGAUGGAGGGCUGCAGAACAUGGAGAUACUGGGCAUGAUCACACUUCGGGUCUCAGAGGAGAAGAACGGGCGAAUCAGAUUGCUCAUCAACAACAACGAUAAGCAAGGGGUCCAGUUACAGACCCACCCCAACGUGGAUAAGAAGCUGUUCACAGCGGAGUCAAUAAUCGGCCUGAAGAACCCAGAGAAGUCGUUCCCCCUGAACAACGAUGUUGGAGUGCUGAAGUGGAGACUCCAGACCACAGACGAGUCCCUUAUACCGCUAACAAUAAACUGCUGGCCCUCAGAAAGUGGAUCUAGCUGCGAUGUUAACAUUGAGUACGAACUGCAGGAGGAAUCGCUGGAGCUUAACGACGUCGUCAUCUCAAUCCCCAUACCAUCGGGUGUGGGAGCACCUGUGAUCGGUGACCUGGAUGGAGAGUAUCGACACGACAGCAGACGGAAUGUCCUGGAGUGGUGUCUGCCCGUGGUGGAUGUAAAGAACAAGACUGGCAGUCUGGAGUUCAGCAUAGCCGGCCAGCCCAAUGACUUCUUUCCCGUUAAUGUAUCAUUCGUCUCUAAAGGGAACUACUGUGACAUUCAGGUCACUAAAGUGUCUCAGGUGGACGGGAGCAGUCCGGUGCGGUUCUCCACAGAAACAUCUUUCGUGGUCGACAAGUAUGAAAUACUCUAAGGAAGGAACUCGUCAACAAAAACUCCGACACCAGCUUCAGAGAAUAUCAGACCAGUGAUGAGACUGACAGUAAUAUAAACACAGUAUGAACUAGAAAGUGAAAGAUAGAGCAUGAAAAAAAAAAUUGUUCUUCUUUUCCCCCUUUCCAAAAAAAAAACCAACCCUUUUCCUCAUGGCUGACAGUUUUUGCUUUAUUUGUAUCUUUGUACAAAAGUAAAUAGUUCUAUUAAGGGAUUGGUUUGAGAUCAUGAACAAGAAUGACUCUGCCAAACCAAUCAGUUCGAGACCAUAUGGAGCUAACAGGAGAGUAAUUUAUACAAAUCUACCAUUUCUUUUCUCGGUUGUAUAGAUUAUGGAACUUUACUGAAGGUUAAUCUAAUUUAGCAUUAAGGGAAAAUUAGCCAGUAUCAUGUUUUCUACAUGAAUCUGCUUACAUUUUUGUCCUGGGAUUCUGCUCUGUCUGAAAUCCCUGCACUGUUUGUCUUUUCCUGUUUUCAAGUGAAAGAGCCACCAUUGUCCUAACUACUCCUUUCCUGCAUUGGCAGAACCAUGUACUAUGAAAUGGGACCUCAUUUUAUGUGUCUGUUUAUGUUGCCAUCGCCCCCCUCCCCAUGUAUCUUUCUAUCUGCUGGGCUUUUUUUUUUUUAAAUCUCUCACAUCUGCUGUGAAGUGGCCUGCCGUGCAAGUCUAAACUUGUAUCUGGUUCAUUUGCAUUAUCGCCUUUGUCCCUCCCCCACCGCAAUCUGUAAGCCAGUGGCAUGUUGGAUGGCACUGAAAUCCUUUUCGGGGUUUGUAAUAAUUCAGUAAGCCUGCUUUUAUACUUCGUUAUCAAUGAGGCAGUGAUGUUCAGACUUUUGGGCAACACGUGUGAAAACGUGAGUUCCUGGUUAAGCUGGCAAUGUUGUAGAGAGUGCAAUACAUGAGUUGCGGGGUUUGGACGUCAUCAGGGGCCACGUUUACCUAUAAUUUAGAAAGAAGAGGGCCUGUAGUUUUGGUGACGGUUUCAUUCUGCUGUAAUGUGAUGUUAGAUUUGAAGGGGUAGCAUUAAAAGUCCUAGAAGGAUUACAGAAAAAAACCUCAAGUUGUUUCAACCUUUUUGUUGAGUCAGUCAUGAGCUCUGCGUUUGCUAGCGCAGGUCGACGUGCUGUUAGCAGAGAUGAGUGUAUGAGUUUUCACUAAACUUUUCCUUUAAGCACUAGGUCUUUGCAUCAGAAAUGACACUUGAAGCUCUCUGUAUUCAUGCAUUGACUCUUUCCAUUGCUCCAAGGAAAAAAAAGAAAGACAUUCAAGUUUAUUGUUUCGUUGUCUUGUCUGUUUUGUUAAUCAUAUUGCAGGUGGGAAGUGGAAAAAAAUCUAUUCAAAUGUUUUUGGGGUUUUUUUUGUAACUCUGUAAAAUAAUUAAUAGGGUAAUGAUGAGUAACAUUCCAGUGUAAACUUAUUAAAGAAAUGAUUAAAGUGUGUAAAAGGA
This is a messenger RNA of Ictalurus furcatus (blue catfish), 3169 nucleotides long. RefSeq names its product archain 1a (gene arcn1a). The record is from RefSeq and is a predicted model, not a curated record. Gene Ontology annotation, biological process: endoplasmic reticulum to Golgi vesicle-mediated transport; Golgi localization; retrograde vesicle-mediated transport, Golgi to endoplasmic reticulum. Lineage: Eukaryota; Metazoa; Chordata; Actinopteri; Siluriformes; Ictaluridae. Gene Ontology annotation, cellular component: COPI vesicle coat; cytosol. The transcript is spliced from 10 exons. Bases 175 to 1701 code for a protein of 508 amino acids.